AACGAUCAUCAACAUGAUGGGACAUUUAUCGAACUCGUGAACGAAGAAUGAACAGGCAAAUCGAGACAGAUAUGAUGGUACAAUAUUUAGUGGCUAUCAUAACAGUCGUCCUGUCGUUCGCUGUAAAUUUGUAUCGUGUCUACCUGGUGUUGCAGAACAAUCACGAGAUAGAAAAUGUGGUCAUCUCCGUGCUAAUUUUCUUGGUGCAUUUCAUGAUUAUGCUCAUGAAUAAUUAUAGCGGACAGAGGUUGAUAAACAAUGGCGUAGAUUUCUUUCAUAACACAUACGAUACGUUCUGGUACUGCAUACCGCUGAGAUCGCAGAAACUCUUAUUAUUUAUAAUGAUGAGAAGCAUAAACGAAGUGAAGUGCAAUCUCGCCGGCUUAUUUGCACCGUGUUACGAAGGUUUUACAACGAUGAUGAGCUCGUCCUUCUCGUAU
Nomia melanderi (Alkali bee) is the source of this 440-nucleotide messenger RNA. NCBI's taxonomy places the organism in Eukaryota, Metazoa, Arthropoda, Insecta, Hymenoptera, Halictidae. The record is from RefSeq and is a predicted model, not a curated record.